Molecule: messenger RNA, 459 nt
Organism: Acanthamoeba castellanii str. Neff
Lineage: Eukaryota; Discosea; Longamoebia; Acanthamoebidae
Exons: 2
Coding region: 1-459 (152 amino acids)
Source: RefSeq, a predicted model, not a curated record
AUGGAUGAAGUGGUGUCUACGAUCUGGACCUACGUGAAGGUGCUGGUGGUGUACCUGGUCGUGGACGUGAUCUACCUGGUCCUCCCGCCCGUGUCGGCCUACAACAAGAGCGUCAUUGAGGGCGUGCAGGGUUCGCCCGUCGAACUUCGCCUCCUCCCCGCGCUCCUCGUCUACUUCGUGGGCGCCGCAGCGCUCACUUGGAUCCUCGUGCACGCGCCCGAGGGUCGUCGAGUGGCCUCUGCCGCCUUCAUGGGCUUCUGCACCUACGGCAUAUACGACCUCACCAACUACGCGACGCUGACGAACUAUCCGCUGCGGAUGGUGGUGCAGGACAUGCUGUGGGGCGCCUCGUCGUUCGGCAUCUCGGCCUUCAUCUACACCCGUCUCCUCGCCCCCAAGCCUGCCGCUGCAGUCUACCCCACUGGUAUGGAAGUAAGCCCUGGCAAGCUGGGCAUGUGA